Molecule: messenger RNA, 3474 nt
Organism: Plasmodium berghei ANKA
Lineage: Eukaryota; Apicomplexa; Aconoidasida; Haemosporida; Plasmodiidae
Product: DNA polymerase 1, putative
Exons: 1
Coding region: 1-3474 (1157 amino acids)
Biological process (GO): DNA-templated DNA replication; double-strand break repair
Molecular function (GO): DNA-directed DNA polymerase activity; DNA binding
Source: RefSeq, a predicted model, not a curated record
AUGAAAUUAUUUUCUAUUGUAAUAAAAAAUCGUAACAUUUUAAAAAAAUGUAAGAAUACAAAUAUACAAAAUAUUAAUAAUAGAAAUAUUUAUAUAUAUAACCAAGUACACAAUUAUUGUAAUUUGAUAGAUUAUAAUAAUAUUAUACAUGCUUUACAAAAAAAGAAAGAAAAUAUUUUUAACGAAGCAAAUUCUUUUAACUCGCUUCUUUUGAUAUUAAAAAAAUAUAAAUUAGAUAAAAUACAAAAAGAAACCACGCACUUGGUUAUUGAAGAAAAUGAAACGAAUAAUACACACACAUUAUGUUCUAAUAAAUAUAAUACUGUAGUAUAUACUUGGAUAAAAUCGGUGAAAAUUUAUAUAAGUUGGUUUUCAGAAAUAACAGAUGAUAAAUAUAAAUCUAAAUGUUUCUCUCUUCCUACUUAUUUGACAUUUCAUGUAGUUAUUCCUAACGAUUUUGAGAUAUUAACAGACAUUUUAAAACCUUUUGAAAAUUAUGAUUUUUAUAAUUUUCUAGAACUUGGCAAUAAUAGUAAAUGGGAUACUUCAGAAAAUUAUAAUUCUAUUAAAUCAUACGAAAAAAAUGAGACAAAAAAAGUUUUGCAAAAAUUAAAUCAGGAAAUUAUUUGUGACGACUCUGAAAAAGGAAAGAAUAAAAAUAAAAAUAAAAUAGAAAAUGAAGAAAAUUAUGAGCGAGAAGAUAAUUCAGGUUUCAUUACAUAUUGGACUAAGAAAGAUACAGAUAGGAAACAUCCCAUUAUUGAAAAUGUAUUACUUAAUCAAACAAAAAAAUGUGAACAAUUCAUAAAAAAUAAUUGCAAUCUAAAUGUUAAUCAAAAUAAAAAGGAAGGUGUAUAUAAAGAUAACGAGAAAAUAUAUUUUUUCACUUUUAAUAUAAAUGAAUUAGAAAAAAAUGAACGAGUCAAAGAAAUAAUAAAUGAUUGUGUAAAAGACACAUUUUCAAAUGAGAUAAAUAACAUAAAUUAUGAAAAAGAAAAACAAAAAAAUAUAAAUCCAUUUCUUUUUAUUGUAUAUGAUUAUAAAACAUUAAUACAUAUAUUUAAUAAUUUAAAAAUAAAUUUAUUAAAUAUUAAAAAUGUAUUCGAUAUUUAUAUUAUAAGUACCUUAUUGCAGCUUGUUCAAAGAGGAGAGAAACUGCAAAAUGUAUUUUCUUCAUAUACUGAAAAAACACAAAAUGAUUUUUUAUCUUUUUCAAAUAAUGAAUUUAAAAAAUUUUCCCCAUAUUUUAGAUUUUAUUCAAUUGUUCCACCUGAAUUUUCGGAUGUUCUGUCUGGAAAAUUUGGAGUUUAUGGAUGGGGAAAAUACCAAAAAAAAAAAGAUGCCCCAAAAAAAAAGAAAAAUGAAAAUAAGAAAAAUUGUCUAGAAAAAGUGGACAAUAUUCAAAAUAACGAUCCGAAUAAAGAAAACAAUUCUAAAUUUACUUACACAAAUGUAAAAGUAAAACAUAUAAAUAAUAUUAAAAAAAUUGUAUUUGGUAAUAAAAGAAGCAUAUAUGAAAUUACGGAAGAAGAUAUGAUGUUUUAUUGUAUUUCUCGAAAUAUAUUUUUAAUUAUUUUAUUUAAUUAUUUAAUAAAUCAGUUAAAAAAUAAUAUGAAUAUAUUAACACUUUAUAUCAAAAUAGAACAACCAUUAAUUUUUUGUAUAAGUGAAAUUGAAAAAGAAGGAAUAUAUUUAAAUCAAAAAAAAAUUCAAGAAAUACAAAAUAAUUCAAAUAAUCCAUUAAUCUAUAAAAAACAAAUAGAAGAAUUAUGUGGCUAUGAUAUAAAUUUAAAUUCAUCUAAGCAAGUUUCGUCUCUUUUAUCUAAGGCAUUGUUUAGUGGUGAUUUUAACCCUGAAAUUAAAAAUCAAAUUGAAAAUUCGAACAAUGAAUUAUCUACUUCUACAAAAAAAUUGAUGAAUUCCUUCAGUAUCAAUGAUAGCGAAGAUAAUAUAAUGAAUGUUUUGAAUUUCAAUUCCAAUUAUUUUGAUUAUAUCUCAAAUUCAAAUAGUCAAAAUAACACAGAAGAAUACGACGAAUUAAAUUCUUUAAAUCCAUUAUAUCAUAAAAAGUCCAACUAUUUUAAUUUGAAUGAUCAUGAUAUAUCAGAGAAAAUAAAUGAACUUAGUAAUUAUAAAAAAAACGAUGAAAUGAAUAAUAAAAUAAAAAUUCGACAAUAUAGUAAUACUAUAAAUGAAAUGAAAAGAAAUAAAGCAUUACAAACAAAUAAUAAAAUGCUAAAAAUAAUAAUCGAUGAAUUAGAAAAAAAUAAUUAUAUUGGAGAAAAAGAAAAAGAGAAAAUUAAACAAAUUAUUAAUAAUAUUAAACUUUAUAGAGAAUCCAAAAAAUUAUUCCAAAAUUAUAUUGAAAAUUUACCAAAACAUAUACAAAAAAAUACUAAAAAAAUACAUUGCAAUUUUAAUCAAUUAGGAGCAUCAACAGGUCGAUUAUCCUGUGAUCAACCAAAUUUACAAAAUAUUCAUUCAAAAUUUAGAUGCACAAUUUCAUUAAAAUUUAACGAACUAAAACCAACAUCUAUUCAAAAACAAGAUAUAAAGAACAAAUCUGUAAAUAAAAAUUUACUCACAUUUGAUUACAAACAAAUGGAAUUAUUUGUUAUGGCAUAUCUCAGUUUUGAUAAUCAACUAUUAAAAAUGUUAAACAAUAGUGAUGUGUUUGUAGAAACCGCUAAAGUUUUAUUUAAUACAAAUGAAGUAACAAAAGAAUUAAGAAGAAUGACUAAAACUGUUAUAUAUGGUAUAUUAUAUGGGCAAUCAGAAAAUGGAUUAGCAAAAAAUUUAUUAGUAAGUGAAAAUUAUGCAAAAUCCUUAAUCGAUAAUUUUUUUAAUUUUUAUCCAAAUGUAUAUAAAUUUAUGCAAAAACAAAAAAUACUAGUUAAAAAUAUUAAUUCAGUUUAUACAUUAAUAGGAAGAAAAAGAAUAGUUGAUCCAAUUAUUAAAAAUAAAUAUCGAAUAAGCAUGAAUACUCCUAUUCAAGGUUGUUCUGCCGAUAUUAUGAAAUUUGCAUUAUUAUCAUGCCAUAAAAUACUUUCAUUUUGUGAUAAUAUUAAUCAAGAUAUCGAUAUUUUUCUCAAAAUGAAUAAUAUAAAUAUUUCCUUAUUAAAAAAAUAUAAAAAUUAUAUAAAAUCAACAAAAUUAAUUUUACAAAUUCAUGAUGAAUUAUUAUUUCAAUGUGAUGAAAAUGGAGCUGAGGAUAUUAUACAACUAUUAAAACCGGUUUUAGAAAAUUCUUUUUUAAAUUUAAUAAAAUAUACAAAUACACAAAAUAGAUUAUUAUUAUUAUAUGAUUAUAUGAAUGAUAAUAUAUCUAUACAAACAUACAUUGAAAAUCUUAAAAUAUUAAAUGCAACAAAUUAUACCCUUUAUAAUCAAACUGAUAAAUUUGAUAUAAUUCUUCGAGACUUUAAUUUAAAGCUACCAAUUAAAGCCGAAAUCGGGACUGACAUUAAGGAAUAA